Mangifera indica (mango) is the source of this 692-nucleotide messenger RNA. RefSeq names its product leucine-rich repeat protein 1-like. Lineage: Eukaryota; Viridiplantae; Streptophyta; Magnoliopsida; Sapindales; Anacardiaceae. Gene Ontology annotation, molecular function: protein binding. The transcript has 6 exons. The record is from RefSeq and is a predicted model, not a curated record. Bases 68 to 601 code for a protein of 177 amino acids.
CUCAAAAGUAUUUUCACCCUCUACUCUUCAACUUCUCUAGGAAGAAUUGUUGCAGAGUUCUCUUGCUAUGGCAUCUCGAUUUCUGGGUUUUUUUCUGUUCGUAUUUGCCGUUGCAAUUUCGCCUGUAACGUGCACCAUAGAAGCGGACGCUCUUUCUGCUUUGAAAAAAGCCUUGGUUGACCCAAACGGUAUACUUGAAAGUUGGGACGAAAGGUUUACUGAUCCUUGCACCUGGUUUCACGUUGUAUGCAGUCGUGAUAACAAAGUCAUAAAGCUGGAUCUUGGUGAUUAUGGACUCGGGGGCUCUCUUGUCCCUGAACUUGGAUUAUUGGGAGAUCUUGAAAGUCUAGAGAUGUUUCAGAAUAACAUCACUGGACCGAUUCCAAUCGAGCUUGGAAAUUUAUCAAAAUUGAUCAGCUUGGAACUGUACGAAAAUAAACUCAAUGGUACAAUUCCAGAUUCGUUUGGCAAGUUGAAAGCUUUACGAUUCAUGAGAUUGAACAAUAAUCAGUUAACAGGCAAAGUACCAGAAAGUGUCAAAGCCCUGGAAAAGGGAAAUUUGAUGAUCCUGGACGUUACAAAUAAUCCUUUAUCAGAUUAAUGAUUCAAUUGGUUUAGGGGACCUUGGAGCUCAAAUGUCAGAAGUAAAAUUAUAGUCGUGUCACUUCAAAAUAAUAAAAUUAUUAUUGUAU